AUGGCGAUUGCCCGGUCGUCAUUGGCGCUUUCCUUGCCCUUCAUUCUCAUCAGCACCGAACGGAUUUAGUCUUGAGCUCCUGGAAGUGGUGUCAACGAGCACGAGCGCCUUGGCUGGCUGUUGCGCCAGGCCAGCUCAUGCAGGAUGUUGUCAGCUAUUUCAGUGUGUUGGUCGCUCUAACACACUGGGGUUCCUUUGGAGGUCAGCGGUGGUGGCGUGCCUCUUCCUCCCCAUGAGGACCAAAAAGAUCUACCGGGGCAGCUCUCCAGACUCCAAGGUAAUCGCCAUGCCUCAGCCAAAGGUUGUCGACAUGGGCUCUGCCUUCAUCCAGACGCAGCAGCUCAACGCCGCCAUGGCCGACACCUUCCUGGAGCACAUGUGUCUGCUGGACAUCGACUCCAAGCCCACCACCGCUCGCAACACUGGCAUCAUCUGCACUAUUGGGCCAGCUUCUCGCUCUGUGGACAUCCUGAAGGAAAUGAUCAAGUCCGGCAUGAACAUUGCACGCUUGAACUUCUCCCACGGCACACACGAGUACCAUGCUGAGACCAUCAAGAAUGUCCGUGAGGCAUGCGAGAGCUUUGAGCCCGGCAGCAUCCAAUACCGACCAAUCGGAAUCGCCUUGGACACAAAGGGCCCAGAGAUCAGAACAGGCCUCAUCGACGGGAGCGGCACGGCUGAGGUCGAGCUGAAGAAGGGCAACAUGAUCAAGAUCACCUUAGAUGACAGCUACCAGGACAAAUGCAGUGAAGAGAUGCUGUGGCUGGACUACAAGAACAUCACCAAAGUGGUGGAAUAUGACAGCAAUAUCUACAUUGACGAUGGACUCAUAUCACUGCAGGUCAAGGAGAUUGGCCCUGACUUCCUCAUGUGCGAGAUUGAGAACGGCGGCACCCUGGGCAGCAAGAAGGGCGUCAACCUGCCUGGCGCCGCCGUGGAUCUGCCCGCCGUCUCCGAAAAGGACAUCCAGGAUCUGACGUUCGGCGUGGAGCAGGGCGUCGACAUGGUGUUCGCCUCCUUCAUCCGCAAGGCCGCCGACGUCCAGGCGGUCAGGGCCGUGCUGGGCGAGAAAGGCAAGAACAUCAAGAUCAUCAGCAAGCUGGAGAACCACGAGGGCGUCCGCAGGUUCGAUGAGAUCAUGGAGGCCAGCGAUGGCAUCAUGGUUGCCCGCGGUGACCUUGGGAUUGAGAUCCCCACCGAGAAAGUCUUUGUCGCCCAAAAGAUGAUGAUUGGCCGAUGCAACAGAGCCGGCAAGCCCAUCACCUGUGCCACUCAGAUGCUGGAGAGCAUGAUCAAGAAGCCGCGACCCACCCGCGCCGAGGGCAGCGACGUGGCAAACGCCGUGCUGGAUGGAGCCGACUGCAUCAUGCUGAGCGGUGAGACCGCAAAGGGAGACUACCCCCUGGAAGCUGUGCGCACACAACACAUGAUUGCCCGUGAGGCAGAGGCGGCCACUUUCCACAGGCAGCUGUUUGAGGAGCUGCGGCGCCACUCCCACCUGACCAGAGACCCAUCUGAGGCGGUGGCCGUCGGAGCCGUGGAGUCUUCUUUCAAAUGCUGCGCUAGUGCCAUUAUUGUUCUCACCAAGACCGGGAGGUCCGCCCACCUUAUAUCCAGAUACAGGCCCCGUGCCCCCAUCCUGGCCGUGACCCGUAACGCCCAGACUGCUCGCCAGGCUCACCUGUACCGCGGGAUCUUUCCAGUCCUCUACACUGCCCCUGCCCACGAUGUGUGGGCCGAGGAUGUCGACAUGCGUGUCAACUUCGCUAUGGAUAUGGGCAAAGUGAGAGGCUUCUUCAAGGAGGGCGACGUUGUCAUUGUACUGACCGGCUGGCGUCCAGGCUCCGGCUUCACCAACACCAUGCGUGUGGUUUUGGUCCCCUGAGAAGCCAAAACAAAGGGCCCACUCCAUCGCUGCCUGUUCUGUUUCACACUCCACCAUUCUACCCAGUCCACCAUUCUAUCCAAACACCUGCUACAAAAAUUACAAAGCAUUCUAGGCAAUCAAAAGCAACAAUAAUCAUAGACCAAAAUGUCAGGACAACCAAUGGGUGGCGUGGAAUUUCCACUUCCUAAGUCCAUUCCUUUCACGUUAAAUUUCCCUUGUAUAAAAAUCAAAUCGUCAGGCACCCAACCAGUUCGACAUGCUUCAAUCAAAAGCUGCUCUUAUUUAGUCACUCGAGAUGCUUCUAUUAAACAACAUCCUCCCAGUCAAAUCGGCAGAUCCUUGUGCAUGCGCGUCGCCACUAUCGUUUGGGUGGCGCCGCAUGAACACGAGCGGUUCCAACGAACCGCCCCGAGACCGAAUAAGCGAACAAACAAAAUGGCGUCCUCACAUUCUGCCACGCCACCCAAUCCAGAUUGUUGUUAGUGCUGUGUGUGUGUGGCUCAAGUGUCUUUGCUUUCACUGUGUGUAGCACUCCUAAUCUUGUUACAGUCUAUUAUACUUGACUAUUAUAAAUGGUGUUUUUUUGGGGGGACAUUCCAGUCUUAUUUUGUCUGACUCUAAAGAGUAGGAGUGUCCCUUGUCGGAGCUGGUUACUGUAUUUAAGUUAGAUGUCAGAUAGAGCCUUUCACGUGUAGUUGAUCAUGUUUAAGUUGGCACUUAGAAGUCUCAAAAAAAUUAAAAUGGCACUUUGAGGGGGUUGCGAACUUGCGAUGUUGGUUGCAGCUGAUGAUUGGUAACAAAAGUCAAGAUUUUUUAUUUUUUUGUCUUUGUUGCUAUUGUCUGACAAGCUUUUGAUUGUUACACUCAAGCUAUAAGCGCCAAGUGGUCAUGUGUCGCUAGUUGUUGUCACCUGACUGGAUUUCAUCAAUAAAUAGGCAAGUACCUAAA
Syngnathus typhle (broad-nosed pipefish) is the source of this 2836-nucleotide messenger RNA. It is a transcript of the gene pkma, whose product is annotated as pyruvate kinase M1/2a. Gene Ontology annotation, cellular component: cytoplasm. Bases 233 to 1885 code for a protein of 550 amino acids. The record is from RefSeq and is a predicted model, not a curated record. The transcript has 11 exons. NCBI's taxonomy places the organism in Eukaryota, Metazoa, Chordata, Actinopteri, Syngnathiformes, Syngnathidae. Gene Ontology annotation, molecular function: potassium ion binding; magnesium ion binding; pyruvate kinase activity. Gene Ontology annotation, biological process: glycolytic process.